AAAUUCUUGAAAAUAUCCUUAGUUCGAGGUUAUCUAAUAUUGGGUGUAUCCGACUGUACUUCUAAAAUUCUUGGAGGUAGUUCCGGAACAGUAACUUCCCGAAACUACUUUCAUCAUGCUUUAUUUUAGGCACUACAAGUCCACUUUCUGCUAUAGACUUUCCAAUGCACGAGGAGGAAGAGGAGGGGGAGGAAGAUUAUGAAGAAAAUGGGGAAUUAAUUAUAGAUGAAGAUGAAAGGCCUCCUCGCCCACUUUCUGCUCCUGAAAGUGAAGUUGAUGUUAUGGGGGAAGAAGAGCAGCAUUAUUUAUUAGAAGAAAAGGAAGGGAAAAAUGUUGAAAUAAAAGAAGAAUUAAGAGAAGAAUUAAAAAAAGAAGUCAAUUUAAUUAAUGAUAAUCAUUCAAAUGGUUAUGACCCUCUAAGGUUGUUAAGUUCGGCAGCGGCAGCUGAACAUGAACAAAGACGAAAAAUGAGCCAAUAA
Meloidogyne enterolobii is the source of this 479-nucleotide messenger RNA. The record is from the annotation of a GenBank genome assembly. NCBI's taxonomy places the organism in Eukaryota, Metazoa, Nematoda, Chromadorea, Rhabditida, Meloidogynidae.